Molecule: messenger RNA, 5143 nt
Organism: Pocillopora meandrina
Lineage: Eukaryota; Metazoa; Cnidaria; Anthozoa; Scleractinia; Pocilloporidae
Source: the annotation of a GenBank genome assembly
CAAACAUCUUUGGGGUUUUGCGUGAGCAAGUUGAUUGCAUUCAAAUGCUGUAACUUCGAACAAAGUUAGACAACUAUAGGACAUUUCACCAAAGCUGAAAGAUAGAGGAACAGUCAUACAUACCGUAGAUGGCCUUUGGGUGAAAAUGCGCCGAAAUCCAACCGAAUCAUUUAAUAUUCCAGAAGAUUUAUUCGACCAUUUCGAUUGACUGUAGUAGAACGUCAUUGUUUACGCCGUGUCUUCGGCCGCGAUUAGAUCUUUCUUGGAGUGUAUUCAAGGAAAUAUUUGCGCUAAUAGUACGCCUAGAUCAUGGAUAAAUUUGUAAUUGUUGGAGGAUUUUUUAUGUUUUGCGGCCGAUGUCUUCGCCAUAGCGUCAUUGGCAACUCCUGAGUGGGUAGUGAUGGAGUUUGCGGGUAAGUCGCAAUACAUUUGAUUAAAACCUGAAUUUAUUGUAAAGCGGUGAUUAUGGGGUUGGAGAUCUAUUUGCAGAGAGAUUUCGUUUAAUUUACGUACAAAGUUACGACGUUAAUUUCCGAAUUGAUACCUUUGCGAAAAAAGGAAAAUCUGCCUAGUAACCGUAUAUUGAGGAAAGAAACCUUUGCAAGCUAAGUGGGUUGGUAUGUAUUGUGAGCGUAGAGAAGUACAACAGGAAACGUGUCGACAGCGUGUGAAACUAGAUAUAGUGUGUGGAAAGAGAAAUCAACGGACAAAACAAUUUAGAAAAUACGUAGCUGUAGUUUUUAUGCUCAAGACCUGGAGAUUCUUUUCUCGCAAAUAAUUGUAUGUGACCAUUUGAAUCAAAUUCACUUCAACUGUCAUGUUUAAUAUGAAGCUAUUCUUGGGAGUUUACCAUUAAAAUGCCAAUAGGAUUAAAAUUGCCUUGUACAGACAAGGCUGGCAUAAUUUGAUACUGAAUUGUAGAAAAUUAAUGUUUGUGUUAAUUUAAUUAAAUAUUUGAAAUUAAAACAAUGCAGAUUGAAGGGAAAAAAAAACUGAAGUUUGAAUAUGAGAGACAUUGAGGACCAGUCAUUUACACAAGGUCUCACCUCAACCAUGGUUUUACGCAAUCAGUGGGCCUCAAGCUUUCUCUCUAAGAGGCGUUGAUUUAAUUAAAUAAAUGUCCUUCUGCUAUUAGCUUUCAGCCAACUUACUAUUCACUUAUUUUAGAUGAAUAAAUGUUCAGAUAAAAGUUUCUGCUAAAUUUAGGAUUGUGUAGGAUGCAGUUUUGUGAAACAAUGGCUAAACUUUCUUCAAAUGACCAACCCUUACUAUGUUCUUUUUUAGCAAUAGACUUUCUGUUGGUUUACUGGCCUAAUUACCCAUGUGGGAUGUUGGGAGAAUACUAGAAAACUUUGUUAUCACAAGCCAAAGGCAGUCAAUAUAUACAAAGUUUUGGAGUGUUUUCCCAACUUUCCAAGUGGUUAUUAUACUAGCCAAAUUGAUUGAAAGAAAACGCGGCACAUUUUAAUAUUGUAUAUGUUUACCUGUGCAAUUAUGGCGCUUAUUAAUAUAUAUUAGCAUUUUUCUUUAUCACUUUUAACCCUUUAACUCCCAAGAUCUUAUCGUUAAUUCUCCCCUCUAGCUGCUACACAUUUCCUUGUAAAUUAGUUAUGAGAAUUUGGUGUUAGAUCGAGGUAACAACUUCUAACCAAGACAUUUGAGUAUUCUCAUUGCCUGUUUGCUGGGUAGUGCAUGGAUAUUGUAGGGGGGGAAAGUUACUUGUUAAUCACUUAAUGGGAGGUAAAGGGUUAGGAUCUUCCAACAUAAAAAUACUUAAUGCAAACUCUUGUUUAAAAGAGUUGGUGUUUGCUUUGGUUCAUCGCUGGGUUUCAAAAAAAAAAAAAAAGCAAUAUAGAAUUGAUUGUUCUAUUUUCAGAAUAUGUUCUAAAUCUUCAAUCUUCUCUUUUGUUCCAAUAAGGUUCUGUUAGACUGGGGUUGACUGUCAUGUGUCAGAAAUCAGAGGGGCAACCAGAGGUGUGUGUUACCCCUGAUUUACCCCAAGAGUGGCUGGCUACUCUAUUGUUUAUGAUUUUGGGUGUGGUAGCUCUGACACUCACUUGCUUUUUGCUACUGGUGUCUCCCUGGAAACCUUCCAUUGUGGAUGCAGCCAAGUGGAUUGUUUUUCUUGGAAGUAAGUAUUAAAGAUUUGAAGAUUGCAACAUGAAUUUCUGAACUUUGUUGGUACAUGCCAGAAGUUGAAGAAUAAUCUUUGAUUUGACAAGUUAAGUUUCAUUUUGCUUGUAUGUAUGCCAAGGUACAAAUGACUGGAAGAGUUUUUUUUUUUAAAUUGGUUGAUCUUUUUACCCCUGUGAACGUAUUUUCUUCAAAUGAUUAUAACAAACUUCUCCAUUUGCUCUUGUUAAUUUACCCUACUGCUACUCAUCAUUCAUAGUAAAAGGUACCAGUCUGUUAUAGUUUAUUUGCCACUUGUGCAGUAGAAAUAUUACAGACUGUCAUGAUGUGUAUUUACCCUUUACACUCUAACAUCAGUAUGUAAGUUCUCCAUACUGUUCUCUUUACAUUUCCUGUGCUUCUCAUAAGGAGAAUUUGUUUAACAAUCAGGAGCUUCUUGAGCUUGCAAUCAUUUCCUCAAUUCUCAUGAACUUAAUGUUUGAUUCAAGGGUGAUACUGUUGGGAGAAAUUAGAUGCAUAAUGUUAGAAAAUUUUGCAUUAACAUGUUCCUUUUCAUUUUGUAGUGAUAGUGUUCUGUCUGGCAGCCCUCACAUUCCCAAUGGGAUUUCAAAUGCCAGAGAUUGGUGGAAAACCAUACAAGUUACCGCAAGGAACACACGUUGGACCUUCAUUUUUUCUUUAUAUAUUUUGUAUAGUUUUCACAAUUGCUUCUGAACUUUUUAUAUUCAAAGUUUGUCCACUCUUGCUUAGGUAAUGAAGAAAAAAUAUUACAUUUUGGGUGAGAAAAAUGCCAACAAAUUGCUCAACAAUACACAAUAUUGGAGUAAAAGAGGCCAUACAUUUAAAGAGAUUAAGGAUAACUGCACAUGUCUAUCUGUUGUUAUUCUGCACUUUUGCCUUUAAAAGUAAUUUUUUUUUAAAAUAAAUUUACUUUAACAAUUUAGAUAAGACAGGCUUUCUUAAUCCUUUAACUCCCAGGAUCUGAUUGUUAAUUCUCUCCUCUAGCUGCUGCAAUUUUCUUUGUAAAUUAUUUAUAUGAAUUUGAUGUAAGAUCAAGAUGACAAUAUCUACCUGCUAAGCUUGAGUAUUCUCAGUAUCUGUUUGCUGGAUAAUUUAUGGACAUUAUUGAGAGAAGUUACUGGUACAUGUUUAUGACCUCCGGGAGUUAAAGGGUUCACUUAUAAAACUCUUGAGUAGUGCUGAUAAGUUUGAGUAUUCUCAUCACCUGUUUGCUGGAUCGUGUAUGGAUAUUAUAUGGAGAAGUUACAUGUUAAUCACCUCUGGGAGUUAAAGUGUGAAAACUUUUCAGUAGUGCUGAAGUAUAAGGCCAUCUCAGGAAAAUGUCGGUGUUGUUUCUGAUGAAUUUUCAAAACAAAAGUUGAACCUUACAGGGCAACACAGAUAGUCACCCAGUAUGUCUGAACAUGCAAAAAACAUUCUUCAAUUUUAUUUUUAGAGUAUUAUUUAUUUAAUUUUGCCAAAUUCACUGUCGACUUACUUUUACUUAACAGCUGGAAAGAAACACAGUAGCAACAAGUAAAUGAACCUCAUGCUCUGUUUAGUGAUAGUAAAUGAAACAAAAGUUUCACUAUUACUAGUCCAAGAACAUCUAGAUGUACAUUGAACUCAACUAUGAAUGUAAAGUUUUCACAGCUGGUACUGUCUUGAGAGGUUAGCAUACAUAGUUCUAAUUUUAGAUUUUCAGGGAAACUCCUAUUAAGGAAGCAACCAUGGAAACCUUGUUACGUUAAACUGUGUAAUAGUAAGAGUGAGAAUGUUUCAGUUUGGUUUGGCAUCAACCAUACUUAUCAACAGCUCAAUGUGUCUGCUGGAUGUAGCCUUGUUUAGACAAAAUGGCUAGUGUGUCCUUUUUAUUACAUCCAUCUUGAAAUCAUUGCAAUUCCUUGCAAUCUGAUUGGCUCUCAUCAGAUUUAUUCACAAAUAGCACCAUUUUUUGCUCUUAAUCAAAUGACAUCUUUUCCCCAGCCAAUGAGAAAGCUUCACUAAAACUCAAGAACCAAACACAUUUCAAUGCUUUUUCAAGGUAACCACUCAAAUUGCAGGAAAAUGAAAUACAACUUUAACAACAUUUUACAAACCAAUUCAGUACUGGAUCAGUAUCAUUUGUAAGGAGAAAAAAGUUCUAUAUUUUAGCCACUGAAUUUUCCUAUCUCAAAUUGGAUGUAAUAAAGAAGUAAUUGAACUUUGUGUUGUGUAAGUUUGGUCUGAAAUCGCACUUGUGAUUUCAAAUAAAACUUGUGCUGCUUGCUUGUUUGAUAUUGAAUUUGCCCUCUACUCAGUUUAAUUACCAUUAUAUACAGGGUGUUUCCUUAAUUUGAGGUUCCCUUUAUACAAGUUUCAUUGUGUUGUACAUGCAUGUGAUCCUAUGAAGGGAAGCUAUUAUUUACAUUGAAAAGUAUUUAUCUUAUGCAUGGGCUUUUGAAUCUAGGUAUUGUAACUUUGUACAUAGUGUUACUAAUUUUAAUGAGAUUGUGUCACGUGCAAAACAUUUUCUUACUUUUACAACACUUCAGUUCAAACUUUAGAUGAAGUGCAUCUGCAAUGUGACAUAACCUUGCAGGGAAGGGUUGUUUUCAGUUUAAUUCUUCUACCUAAGAAUUGAAAGUUUUCUGAUAAAGUGAAAUUGCAUUAAUGUCACCCAUGCAGUUAAUGUCACCCAUUUAUGGAAAAAAGUCAGUUUUCCUUUCAAGCCACAUUUAAGCCAACCAAGAGGAUAUUGAAAGUUGGUGGGCAAUCAGGUAUAUCAGCCUGUCCAAGUUAUCUUUGUGUAUAUUUUUUCUUUAUUUAUAGGGAGACUUUUAACUGUAGAUUUCAAUUAAAUUGUGUUUAUAAUAGAAAGUUGUGUGGCAUUGUAUACCUGGUUAUACUUUCAAAUGAAACACAGGCUAGUAAAAGCAAAUAUGGUAAAAAUAUUAGAACUGGUGGUAAACCAGAAAUCUUGAGAUGAGUUUAAAAUAAAGCUGUCCCUAAUUUUUUAAACAAUCUCCCA